This is a messenger RNA of Telopea speciosissima, 1470 nucleotides long. RefSeq lists its product as uncharacterized. The transcript has 5 exons. The record is from RefSeq and is a predicted model, not a curated record. Lineage: Eukaryota; Viridiplantae; Streptophyta; Magnoliopsida; Proteales; Proteaceae. The coding region runs from base 1 to 1470 and encodes 489 amino acids.
AUGAUUGAUGAUCCAAAGGAUGUUGCACAUAUAUUUGCAACCCAUCUUCAGAAUCUGUUUACUUCUUCCAAUCCACUGGAUGCUAGUUUUGUGGAGUGCCUUUUCCCACCUAUGUUUCAAGCUGGUGAAUCUGAUUAUCUCUGUACCACCCCUUCAUUGGAUGAGAUUAAAAAGGUAGUGUUUUCACUCGGUCCCUUGAAAGCUCCAGGUAUGGAUGGGUUUAAUGUUGGCUUCAUCCAAAAGUUCUGGGAACUGGUCCACCCUGAUGUUUUCAGAAUGGUUGAGGAAUUUUUUAUAUCUGACUUCAUCCCCUCUGACAUGAAUCAUACCCUUAUUUGCCUUAUCCCUAAGAUGGCUAAGUCUUCUUCUGCUGCUUUUAUUCCAGGUAGACAAAUCGUUGAUAACAUUCUCUUAGCACAGGAAAUUUUUCACUUCUUUAAGCAUACCAAAGUCUUGUCUCGUUUGCUUUCUGCUUAUUGGGAUCUUGAUUUGUUUCGUGGUGUUCGACUAUCGCGUUCUGGACCUGAAAUCUCUCACCUUCUUUUUGCUGAUGAUAUUUUCAUAUUUUGUCGGGCAAACCAGGAGGAUUUGCUUUCCAUCAAAGCUAUUCUUGAUCUCUUCUUUGAUCUCUCUGGACAAGAGACUAAUUAUGCCAAGAGUUGGAUGCACUUCAGUAAAAACGUUCCUGUCGCUACCAGAUCUUUUUUAUCCUCGGUGAUUGGGAUUAAGGAAAUGUCUAGGGAAUCUCUGUACUUGGGAACUAACCUGUUUCAUGGGAAAUCUAAAUCUAGAGAGCUGGAGACUUUGAUUUCGCGCAUGCAAGGUAAACUGGCAUCUUGGAAAACAAAAUCGUUAUCAUUUGCUGAGAGGGGUGUUCUUAUUAAAUCUGUGUUGGCUUCUUCCCCUGCUUUUCUGAUGCAAUGUUUUCGAUUCCCUGCUCAAGUCUGUCGUAAAAUUGAUUCGAUCUGUCUUCAGUUUUGGUUGGGCAAUUGUGGGGCCAGGAAAAAAUCUUCUUUAAUUUCUUGGGAUAAGAUGUGUAGACCUAAAGCUUCUGGGGGGUUGGGAUUUAGGAAGUCUGAACAUCAUAACCAGGCUUUGCUUUUAAAAUUGGGAUGGCGGUUAAUAACUGAACCAACUUCCUUAUGGGCUAAGGUUUUAAAGGCCAAGUAUUUUCCCAAGACCAGUUUUUUUGAUUCUCAAACUAAAGGAUUCAGUUCACCUGGACUGAUUGAGGCCGGAUGGGCCUAUCUCUUUUUGGUUGAUGGCAAGUUUAGGUUUUUUAAUGCAGGAAAGCUGCUAGUUAUGGACGACUUGGUCUCCUGUAUUUUUGCGAUCCGUAAGGGUCUGGACCAUACUGCCAGUAUUGGGUUGCAGAUUAAGGAAAUUUGGUUUAGCAGUCACAACUUUAGUGCAGUUGUUGCCAAAAACUUGGCACUGGACGUUUGUACUGACCACCACGUUUCUCCUUAA